GCUGCCGUGAGAGAUACUCGUGAAAUAGGGUUAUUGUUAUUCGGUUAUUGCAUUUUUUUACCCAUAAGCGGUUUACCGUAGAUAGAUUAUAAAAUAACCGGUCUAUUAAUUUAGAAAAACCGGUUAUUCAAUUAACACGUUAUUUAUGCCCAUCCCUACCGUUUAUCCUGUAUGCCUUAAUUGUGUGUUCUAGGAUUGUGAAUUUUUAGCUUUCCGAGGUGUUUUGAAAGAACUCGCAGAAAAAUUAAUAACCAGAUCUAAAUAGAGGAAAACAUUUGAAAAGACAUUUUGGCACCUUUAGGGCAGAUAGUCUAUGAUCUGCUAUUGACUGGAGGUACUGGGUAUUAGUUUCACAAAAGCCUUUUUUUGCAGCAGUUUGUAGAAUAACAGGCACAUCAAUCCCUGUACAAAAUGUCGGCAGGUGGCACUCCAGGUGCUGAUCCCUGGGUUAUUUCACCUAGAGAACGAUUAAAGUAUGAAGAACAGUUCAAUUCAUUGAAGCCAAGCAAUGGAAUAAUCACUGGCGAACAAGCUAAAGGUUUCUUCUUGCAGAGUCAGCUCCCACCUCUCAUUCUAGGGAAAAUAUGGUCAUUGGCGGACACCGAUUCAGACGGGAAAAUGAACAUUAUGGAGUUUUCUAUAGCUUGCAAACUUAUAAAUCUGAAGCUGCGUGGCCACGACAUACCAGCCAUGCUUCCGCCAUCACUGUUGGCUUCAUCGAGGCCGGCGGCGCCUCUUCAAGGGGGCACCGGAACUCCCACAGGACAAGUUGGAGUACAGGGUAGCUUGCCGCCAUCUAGACCGGAACCGCCUAAGGCUGGACCAGUUCCAGUUGCAGCAGCAUCUUUGAUACCAGCUUUAUCUGCGCCUGCACCUCCAAGUUCAACUGCUCCGAUAUCCACGGCUCCGGUGUCUGUACCUGUUAGUGCUACUACCACACCUAGAGGGAGCGUUGGAAGCUUAGAUAGAGCCCAGUCUAUUGAAUCGCAACCGGAAUGGAGCAUUCCCCAUCAAACGAAGCUGAAAUACACCCAGAUGUUCAACACGACUGAUCGACAAAGGAGCGGGUACUUGUCUGGCGUUCAGGCGAGACACAUAAUGGUGCAAACGAAACUGCCGCAGAGCGUACUCGCCCAGAUCUGGGCGCUGUCGGACAUGGACGCCGAUGGUCGCCUGGGAUGCGAAGAAUUUGUCCUGGCUAUGCAUCUGUGCGAGAGAGUACAAGCGGGUGUCCCGCCGCCUGCGCGAUUAACUCCAGAUUUGAUACCGCCUUCGUUCAGACGAGCAGCCCGGACGUCGUCAGUUUCAAGCCAGGGGAGUGCUGGAACUGGUGCCGAACAAGAUCUGACCGCUACCUUGCUGCAACAGAAUUCGUUCGAAGAUAAAAGGAAAGAGAACUUCGAGAAGGGCCAGGCCGAGCUAGAAAGAAGACGGAGAACGCUUUUGGACCAACAGAGGCAAGAACGAGAAGAGCGCGAAAGAAAAGAGCGAGAGGAACAAGAACGGAAAGAAAAAGCAAGACAAGAGGCGGAACGUAAAAGAUUGGAAGAACUGGAGAAGCAGAUGCGAGAACGACAGGAAAAAGAAAAAAUGGUGCAGGAGGAAAGAAAGAGGCAAGCGGAACAAAGAGAGGCGGCUAGAAAAGAGAUGGAAAGACAACGACAACUUGAGUGGGAGAUACAGAGAUUGCAAGAACUCCAACAGCAAAGGCAACGCGACCAAGAGAACGUGCUGAAACUCAAAGCGAAGAACCAGACGUUAACCAUCGAAAUCACAUCGCUGAACGAGCAAAUCAAGCAACUGUCGCAAAAGAUCUGCGAUUCGCGAAUCGGCGUGACGAACGUAAAGGCAACGAUAGACGGGAUGCGAGGCACCAGAGAUGGAUAUAUGAGCGAAAUGAGUCAACUCAAAAAUAAACUCAAAGAACAGAAUGCUAAGCUGUUGUCACUGUCACAAGAAAAGGUGAAACUGGAGGCAAAACUCAAAAUGAACGCUCGAGACUCCGAGGAGGCAAAGCAGGCGUUCGAGAACAAAGAGGUCAACAUAAAGAACUUGAAGAAGAAGAUUGACGAUCUCCAAGAAGAAAUAUCCACAAAACAAGCGGACAUCGAGAAUAACAACACCCAAUACAUGGAUUUGCAAACCGAAAUGAAUAAUCUUGUGAACGAUUGCAAACAACUUUACGCUACGUACGAGACAAAACAUAACGUUAUAUUGGAAAUGAAGGACUCGUCUAGAAAUGACUACAGCGCUUGGAAAUCAAACGAUGCUUGGAGCGAUCACGUCGAAGCUAAACCGGAAUGGCCUACAGAUAAUUGGCCUGUACAGAAAUCUUCAAUCAGUGAGAUAGCCGCAAUACCUGGAAACGUGAGAUAUAGAGCUCUAUACGAGUUCGUAGCGAGAAAUGCCGACGAAAUAUCUUUUCAGCCUGGUGACAUCAUCAAUGUACCGAAACAACAAACAGGCGAACCAGGAUGGUUGGCCGGUGAAAUUAGGGGGAAAACGGGCUGGUUUCCUGAAUCUUAUGUGGAACCAAUGGAUGGAGUCGAUGUUAGAGAUACCGAACUUAUAUCCUCGUCGGCACACGAAAACAUAACGAUUGAAAGUACGAGGGUACUAGAGGGAAUCGCUGAAGUGCCAGAAAGUACCGAAGUGCCUAACGUGGUGGAGCCUGUAGGUACGACUGCCGUCAAUGCCAUAGACACAGAACCAGAGUAUUAUAUCGCUAACUAUCCCUACCAAAGCCAAGAGGUCGGAGACUUGACGUUCAAUGCUGGAGAGGUAAUUGCAGUGAUAAAGAAAGAAGGAGAAUGGUGGACGGGGAAAGCAGGAGAUAGAAUUGGUAUAUUUCCUAGCAACUACGUUCAAAAAAUGGAUACGACGUCCAACAUAGCGAAACUAACGUCUAACGUUGAGUACGCGAGCUCGAUAAGCGACGCGCCCUCGGAGGGAGUUUCUGCUGAAGCUGUGAAGACCGCGUUGGAAAGUGUCACCUCUCAGCAAUCUCAAGCCGACAACGAAGUAUCUCAAUUGACGCAAACCUCGAAAAAAUCCAUCAGCGAACAAGGAUCCCAGAAUGGAGGCCAGGUGGUGAAAACGAAAAAAACAGAAAUAGCGUCGGUGAUCGCUCCCUACCAGUCUACAAGUCCAGAGCAAUUGUCGUUGGCUCGCGGCCAGCUGAUCAUGAUCAGGAAGAAGACCGACAGCGGUUGGUGGGAAGGAGAAUUGCAAGCCAAAGGCAGGAAGAAGCAGGUCGGAUGGUUUCCGGCUAGUUAUGUCAAGGUAUUGAAUAGUUCGGGUAAAAUGAGCGGUAGAACUACACCCGUCAGCACUACCAGGAUGCAGCAGGAAAUUAUUAUAGACAAGGUGAUAGCGCUGUAUCCAUACACGGCUCUGAACCCCGACGAGUUGACCUUCAACAAGGACGAUAUCAUCAGCGUCACGGCCAGAGACGAAGAGGCUUGGUGGAAAGGAGAACUAAACGGAGUUUCCGGACUUUUUCCAAGCAACUAUGUUACACCUCUUCAAGCCACUCAAUGAACACUGGAAACAGCUCGCCCAAACUGCUAAGAAUUGCAAUCCAGACAUUGUCGUUAAUGGAAUAUAUACUCGUACUUUUAGCAGAGAUUGAUGUGUGUUAGUAAUCUAUGUUACCAUGUUAUCAUCUCAACAGAUGAAAUGUUUUGAUUUAUAUUGUUGCUUUAUCGAUGUAUUUUAAAUGGUAUGUUAGCCCUGCUUGAUCUCUUACUGAUAUCAUAAUUGUUAAGUGAUUUACACAAGAAGAAACUAGUUUCAUCAUGACUAGUGCCUAGAGAGCUCACCUUAGAAAACUAUAUACGCUUUAGUUAUAAUUUAUCUAGCUCAUUCAAGUUAUUUAUCAACAACUAAAAGCUAAUUGCUUGAUUUUCACAUUUUUGCAUGUAUGUAAACCACAAUCCAUUUGAUGUGAUCUUGUAUUGGUUUGAAAGAUUUCGAUGAACCAUGCAUCCACCAACAGGAGAUUGAAAUAGUCAGUAACAACAUUUUUUCAAUUGACAAAGUAAAAAACAUUAUAAAAGAAUUGUACAAGUGAGUAACUUCAUGUCUGGAUACAAAAUUAAAUAUGAGACGCACUAUAUCUCAAUUAAAAAUGUUUACAAUUCAUACUUGAAAGCGCGUCUCUUGACUUUUACGGGAAACAAUGUAUAAUGUUUUAGAAGGAAUCAUAUAUGAACAAGUCCUUGAAUAUAUUGGAGAAAAUAAGAUAUUGACAAAAUUUCAAGCAGGAUUCAAAAAAAAGUAUUCUACUGAAACAGCAAUUCAAUUGGUAGUAGAAGAAUCGAGGCGAAAUAUGGAUGAAAAAAGUUUACAGUAACAUUGAUCUUAGAUUUGAAGAGAGCAUUUGAGACUAUUGACACGAAAUUGGUUCAGUAUUCAACUUAUUUAAUUAAUUUUUUUAUUAUUUAAUCAAUAGAAGUCAAAGAACUAAAAUUGGCAACACAUUAUCAAACAUUAAAAAUAUUUCGGUAGGUGUGCCACAGGGUAGCAAAUUAGGUACAUUACUAUUAAUAUAUAUAUUAACGAUAUUCCUGAUAUUUUACAACACUGCAAAAUUCAACUAGUUAUAGUAGUAUAUAUCAAAUAAAGACAUUGAAAUUGCAAUAGAGCUGUUAAAUAAUGAUCUGAAAAACGUAAUAAAUUGGUUAAAUGUAAAUAAACUUAAACAAAACAAAAUAUAUGCUAAUAGGAAAAUUAGCUUAAUAAUUUGUCAAAUGAAAGCAUAUCACAUCAGUUAUCCGUAAAUCCAACCAAGUCAAAUGUUUUAUUGUUCGGGAAACAGAAAAAGAGCGUUGCAGAUUCAUUCCAUAUUUCAAUUAAUAAUAAUGCUAUUCCUCAUACAUUCGCUACUAGGAAUUUAGGCUUGAUCAUGGAUAGUGACCUGAGGUUUUCAAAGCAUGUUGAUAAGUGCAUUGGCCGUCCUUAUGGUCGGCUUAAAAUGUUAUUUCCACAUCGUCAUAUCUUUUCAACCGAACUUAAGGCUUUGCUUUGUGACACGCUUGUUCUGUCAUUAUUCAAUUAUUGCGACUCAGUUUAUGGGCCUUGUAUAACAAGGAAUGAUGUUGAUCGUAUACAGUGUGUCCAAAACUCUUGUCUUAGGUUUAUUUUUGGAGUGAAAAAAUUUGAACAUAUUUCUUAUAAGUUACCUGUAAUAGGAUGGCUAAAUGUAGACGCUAGGAGAAAUCUGCACUCUGCAGGUUUGUUUCAUAAAAUUAUUCUAUAUAAAACUCCGCCUUAUUUAUAUAAUAAGAUUACAUCUCGAAAUGAUGUUCACAAUAUCAGUGUUCGGUAUCAGAAACUAAUUUCCUAACCACGUCAUCGUACAUCCAUGUUUAACAGAUGUUUUUCUCAUUUUAUCUACCACUUGUAUAAUCACGUCUAUGUCUGUGUCAGCUUUUAAAAGAAGUUACAGAAAAUUUCUAUUAGAUGAAUUAUAGUGUUUACUUUAUAUUGUUCCGUUCCUUUUUAUAUUUUAAAUGUUUUUUUUGCCUAAAAUAAUGACAUUUUUCGUUAAAUUAUAUUUUUUUAUAUAAUUUCUUUAUAUACAUAUAGUUUUUUGACGAUUGUAAUUAUUAUUUAUCAAUUAUUAAUAUUAACUUAUAUAACUUGGUUAAGAACUCCUCUGUUGUAAUUUUGUUUGUUGGGCUAGUACUUUGAUCAGCUCGUCUGUUUACUAUUCCCUGUUGCAGGGAAUUCAUGUUGUUUCUUCAUUUUUAAUUUUUUUUCUCUUUGUAUUUUUUUUGCUCUGCAAAUAAACGCUAUUAAUCUUUAUAUCAAAAUACGAUAAAUCUUACAAUUAAUCAUGAAAAAAUUGUUUCAAUCAAAUCAUUUAAAUAUUAGCUACCAAAACACCUCCAAUAUUUAUAGAAUAGGAUAAAAUUUAUAGACGAUGUCCACGAUUUAAAUAUUUGCAGUAAGUUUCCUAUCUUUCCCCCUCCACAUCGAACUUGUAUAUAUUUGAGAGAUUAUUUGCAUUUAGUAUUUAUAGCACGUGUAUCAGGUUUUAUGUAUGUUGGCCCUUUCUCCAAUUAUAUUUAUUCUUUAAAUGAGUUACUGUAAUUUUGAAUAAAUUUGUUUAUUACUAUC
Messenger RNA from Acanthoscelides obtectus, 6123 nucleotides. The record is from the annotation of a GenBank genome assembly. Lineage: Eukaryota; Metazoa; Arthropoda; Insecta; Coleoptera; Chrysomelidae.